This is a messenger RNA of Cladocopium goreaui, 1843 nucleotides long. NCBI's taxonomy places the organism in Eukaryota, Dinophyceae, Suessiales, Symbiodiniaceae. The record is from the annotation of a GenBank genome assembly.
CAGCCCAGUGCGCCUUGGAAUUAUGGACUUCCUUCCCUUCAGCUUUGAAGCAGCAGGACAAGUGGCGACCACAUUUAUGAACGUUCAAAGGCGCUUUGCCUAUACCACACCCAAGAGUUUCUUGGAGCUCAUCAAGCUCUACACAAGCAUGGUGGGAAUGAAGGUGGACGCCUUGGAGGACCAAAAGGAUCGCUUGACCAACGGCCUGGAGAAGCUGCGCGCCACCUCGGAACAGGUGGCUGGUUUAGAGGAAGAACUCAAGGAGAAAGCCGUGGUGGUGGCUGAGAAGGCGGCGGCUGCGGACGUCUUCGCCAAGGAGGUGGGCGAGAAGAAAGCCACGGUCGAAGAAGAGUCCGCCAAGGCGGCUGUGGAAGCCGAGAAAUGCGCCAAGAUCGCCAAAGAUGUCUCCAUUCAGCAGGCGGAUUGCGAGAAGGACUUGGCUGCUGCCAUUCCUCUGGUGGAACAAGCCGAGGACUUCCAGGAGCUGAAAGCCUUAGCGAAGCCGCCCGGUGGGGUGGACCUGGUGUGCGAGGCCGCCAUGCACCUACAGGCUGGCUACGAUGAGAACAUCGAGCUUGACAAGAAGGGCUUCGUCAAGGAUCCCACCUGGAAGGGUGCACAGAAGAUGAUGAACAAUCCAGAGAAGUUCCUGCAGAACUUGAAGGGCUUCAAGAGCUACAUCGACGACGGAAAGGUGCCACAGCAAAAUGUGGAGAAGGCACGAAAGAUCCAGACCAACAUGGGCGAUGAGUUCAGCAAGGAGGGCAUGUCCAAAAAGUCCUCAGCUGCCGCGGGCCUUUGCGUCUGGAUCAUCAACAUCAUCAUGUACUACGACGUGGUGGUGCAGGUGGAGCCGAAGCGCAACGCCCUGCGCGAGGCCACGGACACGUUGAACGCGGCCAACACGAAGCUGGCAGAGGUCAAGGAACUGGUGCAAACCUUGGAAACGAACCUGGCAGCGUUGAUGAAGGAGUUUGACAAGGCGAUGGCCGAGAAAAGUGCGCUGAUGGCAGAUGCCGAGAAGUGUCAGAACAAGCUGAACAUGGCACAGCGUUUGGUGGGUGCUCUGGCAGCCAACGGAGUCAUUUGGGAGCAGACGGUGGAGAAUGCUGGGCAGGAGUUGGUCUUCAUUCCGGGGGACACCUUGGUCGCCUGCUCCUACGCCUCCUACGUAGGCGUCUUCACCCGUCAGUAUCGCGAAGACACGGUAGAUGCCUUCGUGCAGUAUCUGACGAAGAAGGGCGUGCCACUAGGCCCCAAACCUGAUCCCUUGGCAGUGCUGGCCACUGAUGCGGAGAUGGCAGCCUGGGCAGGACAGGGCUUGCCAUCGGACCGUGUGAGUUGCGAGAACGGCGCGAUUCUCUGCAACUCGCAGCGCUGGAGCUUGAUCAUCGAUCCACAGCUUCAGGGUAUUGUGUGGAUCAAGAAUCGCGAGUCGGACAACGGCUUGCAGGUCACACGCAUGGGCCAUUCCAAGAUGUUGUCCACCUUCGAGAUGUCUUUGGAUCAGGGAAAGCCCGUGCUGAUCGAAAAUAUGGGCGAAGGUAUCGAUGCCGUGAUCAUGCCGGUGGUCUCGCGGAAUACCAUCAAGCGCGGCAACAAGCGCGUGGUGAAGCUCGGAGACAAGGAGAUCGUCCUGAAUAACAGCUUCAAGCUCUUCAUGCAGACGAAGUUGUCCAAUCCUCACUAUCCACCGGAGAUCCAGGCCGAAUGCACCAUCAUCAACUUCACAGUCACUGAAGACGGUUUGGAGGAUCAGUUGCUCUUCCUGGUGGUGAAGUUAGAAAGGCCCGAUUUGGCAAAGAAGAAGUCUGAGCUCAUCAAACAGCAGAACGAGUUCAAG